This is a messenger RNA of Juglans microcarpa x Juglans regia, 1743 nucleotides long. RefSeq names its product protein trichome birefringence-like 35. The coding region runs from base 100 to 1425 and encodes 441 amino acids. The record is from RefSeq and is a predicted model, not a curated record. The transcript has 6 exons. Gene Ontology annotation, molecular function: O-acetyltransferase activity. Lineage: Eukaryota; Viridiplantae; Streptophyta; Magnoliopsida; Fagales; Juglandaceae. Gene Ontology annotation, cellular component: Golgi apparatus.
GAAAAUUAGUCAAACCUAUCACGCUCUUUCGUUUUAGUCAAAAUCGCAUACGAGAGAGAGGGAGACAACGAGGAGCCUCGGGCAAAUCCGUUGUCUUCCAUGAUGCAGAGGUGGAGCAGAAAAAAAUCCCAUUUCCCUUUGCUCGUGAUUCUCUUAUUGAUCUUCAUAGUUUUCACAGUCCUCUACAACGAACGCAGCAUCCAGCAAAUCCAUGAAGAACCGGACCGUGUUCAUCAUCGUCAAGAAGCUUCAAUCACAUAUGUUAAACCAAAUCGUUUAAGCCCAUCUCAUGAGGUUUUGGAUAGAUUUAAUAAGUGCAACUCUACUAGAGACUAUAGCGGUCGGAGAAUUGCUUGGCUUGACCGCACGGUGAAGACUGGUCCACGGAGAGUGGCUUCGGAGAGUUGUGACGUGUUUUCCGGAGAAUGGGUAUUCGACAAUGUUUCGUAUCCGCUGUACAACGAGUCGCAUUGUCCGUACAUGUCGGACCAAUUGGCGUGUCACAAGCAUGGGAGGCCUGAUUUGGGGUACCAGUAUUGGAGAUGGCAACCCCAACACUGCAAUUUGAAGAGAUGGGAUGUGACUGAAAUGUGGGAGAAGUUGAGAGGGAAAAGGCUAAUGUUUGUGGGGGAUUCACUUAACAGAGGACAAUGGAUAUCAAUGGUGUGUUUGUUACAGUCAGUGAUUCCAGCAAAUAAGAGAACUAUGUCGCCAAAUGCCCCUCUUACCAUUUUCAGAGCAGAGGAAUAUAAUGCGACCGUUGAAUUUCUCUGGGCCCCAUUACUUGUUGAAUCUAAUUCCGAUGAUCCUGUGAACCACAGAUUGGAUGAGCGGAUAAUUCGUCCUGAUUCAGUUCUUAAACAUGCAUCGCAGUGGGAGCAUGCUGAUAUAUUAGUUUUCAACACAUACUUGUGGUGGCGACAAGGCCCUGUUAAGCUGUUAUGGAGUGCUGAAGAAAACGGGACUUGUGAAGAAUUAGAUGGGAAAGGGGCCAUGGAAUUGGCCAUGAAGGCAUGGGCAGAUUGGGUGGCUACUAAAGUUGAUCCCCUCAAGAAAAGAGUCUUUUUUGUUACGAUGUCCCCUACACAUCUCUGGAGUCGAGAGUGGGAACCACGAAGUGAAGGUAAUUGCUAUAAUGAAAAAACACCUAUGGAGUCGGAAGGCUAUUGGGGAAGUGGUUCUGACUUGCCCACAAUGCGCAUGGUGGAUCAUGUCCUUGGCAUGUUAAGUUCAAAGGUUUCAGUUCUCAAUAUUACUCAACUUUCAGAGUAUCGGAAAGAUGGCCACCCUUCGAUCUACCGCAAAUUUUGGGAGACUCUGAGACCCGAACAAUUGUCAAACCCUGCAAGUUACUCCGACUGCAUACAUUGGUGCUUGCCGGGUGUACCUGAUGUGUGGAACGAGUUACUAUUCCACCUUUUGUAGAAACAAAUGAAUACUAGGAAGGAUUUUUUUGGUGGUUUAACAUAGCAAAUUGACAAUGGAAGAGGCAAAAGUUUGGUCCUGCUGGUGCCAAUAUAUUGAUGCCUCCAUUCGUAUGUUGAUGCUUCCAUUCUUAUGGAAAUGGUUGCUUGUCAGAACUGAUAUUUUGUAAUUCUUUUCUUUCAAGAGGAUUGCAUUUCUCAUAAUGCUAGUGAGCGUGGAAUUGACUCAUCUGAAUGCAGAUCCAUGGGGGGGUCGCCACAGAAUACAUGUACAUUGCCUGUUUCAUUUGGAGACGAUGCUUAAAUGAUUAGAUUGAUA